AUGGCCAAUGUCGGCGAUGAGUGUCAAACGCAAUGUGCUGCCUAUUGCUUUGGAGCUCUUAGUCCUUGCAUGUCCAACCUGGCCAUCCUGCAAAAGCGAACGGAGGCCUGUGAGGCAGCUGUGACCAUAGCUAGGAUAGCUCUCACGGACAAGAGAUUGGACACCUUUGGGUCUCCAUUGAUCACUCAACAGGAUCGGGAAAAUAAAUCCCAAUUACUCCUCCCAGCAAAUCUGACCAAGGAAACUUUCACCCAACUUGGCACUAAGUAUUACUAUAUCGAAAAGGAACAAAAGUUAAACUGGCACGAGGCUUUGGGCAAAUGCCACAGGAUGGGUGGCCACUUGGCUAGUCCACAGAACCAGGAGGAGCUGGAUGCCUUCAACAAUAAACUGGUUGGUCUACAUCGCUACUGGAUCGAUGUGACCAAUCAGUUCAAGGAGGACGAGUAUGUGUCCUUCACCAGUGCCUCCACAGCGAAAUAUCUCCGGUGGGGAGGGGAACCCACCAAGGAUGGCAAAUGUGUGGAUAUUCGGACAUUUAAUGGAAAGACAACCAUGAAUGAUAAUACUUGCUCGGUCAAAUUAUUUUUCAUUUGCGAAAAGCUAGCUGACUUAUAGAUUUUCAUAGAAUUUUCCUAAUUAAAUUAAAUAGCA
Messenger RNA from Drosophila serrata, 654 nucleotides. RefSeq names its product collectin-10. Lineage: Eukaryota; Metazoa; Arthropoda; Insecta; Diptera; Drosophilidae. The record is from RefSeq and is a predicted model, not a curated record.